UUUUAAUAUUUCAACCAUGAUAUAUCAUUCAUUUAAAAGAAAUAUAUUACCCAUUGUGAAAUGCGUUUUUGAUUUACACCUUGAGGCUCGCCGUCCAUCUUAAGGAACACGAUCGUCCAGUAUUGUGACUUGCAGAAUGAACUCUGCAAAGCUUGUGAUGAUGUACGUGAUGAUUGCUUCACCGUGCAAAUGCAGAAGAAUUGCACCGACUUUUGCCACGCGAUGAGGAUAUGAUCUAUUUUUUAGAUUUAAAGGCAAACAAGAAAAUGAAAGAACUAAGAGGCAAGCGGCUUUAUUUAUGGAAUAUUAUAUUAAACUUUAAAUCACAUGUUGGGAACUCUUGCCAUCAUUAUGGUGGGUUUAUAAUGCAACCGGACCUGCAUGACCGGGAACAAAAGCUCAGAUGAAAUGUGAAAACUCGAAUGACAGCGUUAGUGGGACUGCUUUAAUAUGCUCACAAAACGGAACUCGGGUGCCGGAAUACAUGUCGAGAAGCAAUUAACCUACCAAUGACCAAAACACUUAUAUGUUCCUUUGCGAACAAAAAGGAGAUAGGAACAAAGAAGUAUUGUUAUGGUUGGUAAUAGCUCUUUGUAUACUCAUCUUUAUACUAGUUGUUGCUGUGUGUAACAGGAUUUUAAAAUUGAGAUGGCAACGAAAGUUCAAAACUAAGUCAUCGGACUCCUUGGACGAAGGCAAUAAAGAUGAACAAGAGCCAUUUGUGGAUGUUGAAAACCCAAGAACAGGCCAUAACACUAACGAACAACAGGAAUCAAGCAGUAUUCAAUUUGUGCAUUACAACGAAAACGGUAGUGUCGGAGGUGAAAUGUGUCAGUUAAUCAAAAAUGUCACUGUAAAUUAUUCUCAAACAAUUAACCAAGAAAUCCACACACACGUUCACCAGAGCCACCCUGCUGAUGGCGUCGAUGAUUUUUGGUCGAUAAUUCUUAAGGGGGAGACUAUUGGGAUGGAGGGCAACCAUUAACACCUGAAGAUCCAUUCCCUACCCAAGAAAGCAAUGAUCAAGAAAAUGACGAAAUACAGCCUAAAGGUCAACAAUCAACAAAUGCUCAAGCUUACAACAGUAAAUAUUCCUAAGAAUUCCAGAGGACCAGUAUACUUCACAUAAAUUAUCCACUAAAUUUACCAAGGCCAUAUUAAAAUGUAUCGAUAACAGUGUAAACAAAAACAACGAAUGCACUGAUAAUGUGUUACGGGAACGUAUUAAAGGUCCAAUCAUGUUAAAUGCACAACACAUUUUUUUAAGAAAAGUGAACAAAACAACUGACGAACUAGAUAAGUGGACGUUUAAAAUUAUCUUAAACGGUGCGAACACCUUUAACUGUAUCAUGAUGUGAUUUUAAAAAUGUGUUAUUGUAUUGUAUUUGUGAAGAUUAUA
Molecule: messenger RNA, 1399 nt
Organism: Mya arenaria
Lineage: Eukaryota; Metazoa; Mollusca; Bivalvia; Myida; Myidae
Exons: 5
Coding region: 527-985 (152 amino acids)
Source: RefSeq, a predicted model, not a curated record